CGGGUUGCACGCCUUUCUCUUUGAGGAAGACGUGGUUGCCGUAGUGCAUCUCCGUCCCGCCCGCUCCUGACUCACCGCUGUUCGCUCUCGCCGAGGAACAAGUCGGUCAGGAAGCCGCGCCGCAGCCAUGGCUUUUAAAGAUACCGGGAAGACACCCGUGGAACCAGAGGUGGCGAUUCACCGAAUUAGAAUCACGCUCACCAGCCGCAAUGUCAAGUCCCUGGAGAAGGUGUGUGCUGACUUGAUCAGAGGCGCAAAGGAAAAGAAUCUCAAAGUGAAAGGGCCAGUCCGGAUGCCGACCAAGACUCUGAGAAUCACUACAAGGAAGACUCCCUGUGGGGAGGGCUCUAAGACCUGGGAUCGGUUUCAGAUGAGGAUCCACAAGCGGCUCAUCGACUUGCACAGCCCUUCCGAGAUUGUCAAGCAGAUUACUUCCAUCAGCAUUGAGCCGGGAGUGGAGGUUGAAGUCACCAUUGCAGAUGCUUAAAUCAGGCUUUUUAAUAAAUUGGCUUAUCAGUU
Molecule: messenger RNA, 519 nt
Organism: Eptesicus fuscus (big brown bat)
Lineage: Eukaryota; Metazoa; Chordata; Mammalia; Chiroptera; Vespertilionidae
Gene: RPS20
Product: ribosomal protein S20
Exons: 4
Coding region: 128-487 (119 amino acids)
Biological process (GO): translation
Cellular component (GO): ribosome; cytosolic small ribosomal subunit
Molecular function (GO): RNA binding; structural constituent of ribosome
Source: RefSeq, a predicted model, not a curated record